GUUAUUCUUCAUUUGGCAACUUCGAAUCAUUAAAUGGUAAAUAUCGCAAUCGUCAAAGAUUAGUUGCGGUUACACUCGUUAAAAAUAAAAAAGUUUCUUCCUUUCUCUAAUCUAUAUUCUAAAAUGAACCGUGAACAAUGAACUGUGAAUCGUAAACCGUGAACCCUGAACCCUCUUCUCGUGCUCGGAACGUACAUUCGAUGAACAUUGAAAUUUCAAAUGAGUUCUGCACGUUCGUCGGUCGAUCAAAAUAAUCAUUUUCUUUAGUAUCAAAGUACACAAUAUCUCUUGCUGAUAAAAGCGUUGAAAUUUCGUUACGUCGAUUUCAUACAAUGUUUAAUUGUGACUUUAUUUUGUUGUUUGUUAAAGAGAUAAAACGAGAUGCACAUAUAUGUGUGUACAUGUAAGUAAACGUGUAAAUGUAUCUAAAUAUAUUCGCUAAAGACGAGAACGAACGAGCUUGUUAAGAGAUGGAUGUGAGACGUAGCGGUGAUGAUAAUAUAUAUCAAAUAGACAACGAUCAUGAGAUCGUCGAUUCAAUGAUUGAUCAUCGUCAGAAUUCAGAUGAAACCCAGUGUUCUUGGUUGAAACGUGACGUAUGUUUCUAUAUAGAGUUCCAGAAUUUGUCUUACAGCUUGCCGAUCGACAAAGAGAAACGGAAGAAGAUAUUACAAAAUGCAACGGGAUGUUUCGAGCCAGGGAAAUUGACGGCCGUAGUUGGUCCAUCUGGUGCGGGCAAGUCGACUUUGCUGAGCAUAAUAUCUGGUGUUAAAUCGUCCAACGUGAAAGGAUCUAUUAAGAUAAAUGAUCGCGAGAAGAUAGAUGCGAAUAUAUACCGAAAACAAAUCUGUUACAUACCUCAGGAAUUCACGUUGCAUCCUUUAUUGACUACGAAAGAAACUCUCUACAUUGCGGCGCGUCUCAAAUUGGGUCAAGGAUAUUCAACCGUAAAGUUACACUUUAUCGUCAACAAUAUCGUCAAAAGUCUCGGAUUGAUGAAUUGCCUUGACACGGCAGCUGGGAAAUUAAGUGGCGGUGAAAAAAAGAGACUCUUGAUCGGUACAGAGAUCGUUACGAAACCGGCUGUUUUACUUUUGGACGAACCCACGAGCGGACUCGACAGUGUAUCCUCUAAUCAGGUUAUUAAUCUGUUACAUUCGAUGUCGAAAUCAGGAUGUACGGUAGCUUGUGCGGUUCACCAACCCAGUAGUCAAAUGAUUUCUGAAUUUGAUAACAUAAUAGUUAUCGAUCAAGGUAAAACCUUGUAUUGCGGCCCUCGUAAAGAUGUGUUGGACACUUUCAAGGAAGCUGGAUACAUUUCUCCGCGUUUUUAUAAUAUCGUCGAAUUCGUAUUGGAGGUGGUGACUAAUCGAUGUGACGACAAUUUAAAGAAUCUAGAUAAAAUUAAUUCGGUCAAAUAUGUCCAGUGGAAAUCACAAUACGAGUUUUACAAGAACGAAAGGGAUACGAAUAUAUCUUUCAAACGAUUAGAAAUGGACGAAGAAAGUAACUUAGCGAACGAGAAAUUUCGAGAAUUGUCUAUAUGGGAGCAACAAAAGAUUUUAUUGUUACGAUCCUUCAUAUGUAUUAUGCGAGACAACAUUAUGACAAAGCUAAGAUUCGCCGCACACGUAAUUGUUGCACUUUUAUUGGGCUCUAUAUUUUACGAUUUUGGUAACGAUGCAAAUAAAGUAACCAGCAACAUUUCUUGCAUCUUUUUUUUCUUACUCUUUCUAUUCUUCGCUAACUCGUUGCCGGUCGUCCAGAUAUUUCCUACCGAGGCAUCGGUUUUUUAUCGAGAACAUUUAAAUAAUUGGUACAACCUGCUGCCUUAUUAUAUAUCAAAGGUAGUUUCGGAUUUACCGAUACAGUUACUCUGUCCUUCUUCCUUUUUUAUUAUAGCAUAUUAUAUGACUGGUCAACCUAUGGAACGCAAUAGUCUUAUGCAAGCUUGGUUAGUUUGCAUUUUGCAUACUAUUCUCGGGCAAUCGGUUGGAAUAACAGUGGGUGCAGCAUUCGAUACUCAAAUUGGAACAUUUCUCAUUCCUGCAUUGAGCAUUCCGAUGUUUUUAUUCGCGGGUUUCUUUUUAAAACUCAAUGAAAUCGCAUCGUAUUAUCAACCAUUUUGCACGAUCAGUUUCUUCAGAUAUGCUUUCGAAGGUAUCAUGCAAGCCAUUUAUGGUUUCGAUAGAGAACCUUUGCUUUGCGCGGAUAUAUAUUGUCAUUGGCGUUCUCCGAAAGAAAUUCUAUCAACGAUGAACAUGCAAUCCGUAAAAUUUCACGUUAUCGUGAGUGUUAUGCUCGCUUGGAUUUUUUCUUUACACGUCCUUACAUAUUGUACAUUACGAUGGAAACUGCAUUGCAUUAGGAAAUAAUUUUUCUUUUCUCUUACUCCGAUUUUCAACGACCUUAAUGUUUCUUAUUCUUUUUUUGGUGUAAAGAGAGAAAGAGAGGGAGAGAGAGAGAGAGAGAGAGAGAGAGAGAGAAAAAGAUUUAUUUUUACAAUAAAAAACAUCAAUUGUUCUUAAAUAAGAUAUAUUUACGGCAAGUACUGAUUAUUGUAUAUUUGAUAAGUAAAUUCUAUUGGGACUAAAUAUUAUAACUUUGAUAUUUAACUCUACGACUUUAUCUUCUUCGCCUUACACGUAAUUUUUUUUUAUUAGAGUCAUUUUGAAAGGAGUAUCACAUAUUAUCUUACUUAACGCAAUAUAGUUUUUAUCGUAUCAAUUAGUAGUAAAAUUGUUCUGAAUAGUUUUUAAAUAUUAGUAUACGUACUAAAAUAAGACAACUACAUAUAUAUAUUAUAUACAUAUUAAUUAAUAACUUCUGUGCAAGAGAGUAAUUACAUAGUGAUAUCUUUUUUUUUUAAUAGGAAGAAAGUAUAUACGAUUCACAACUUUAUAUUCUAAUAUCGUCCCGUAUACAUAUCUAUUUUUAAAUUAACACAUCGUCAGCUGGCGAUGGAAAAUAUUAUAUGUAGUCGGCGGAAUUUCGUUUUAUCAAAGAAUAUUACUUGUUUAUACAUUCCAUUGAACUGAAUAAAAUGUGCAACAUGAUAGUAUAAAAAUUUAAGUAUAGUUGGAGAAUGUAUAUUUAAAACUAAAGAUAAUAUAAAAAAUCUUGAUUAAUUUAAAAAAUAAAAGGAAAAUAAAAAAUAAUUAGUUUCGUCUGUAAAAGAGUCGAAAAGAGUAGUUGCACAUUAAAGAAAAUUUAUUAUGUAUUUUUUUAAGAGAUGCUAGCGAGUAAAACAUUCACUCCUAUAUGGAGAAAUUUCACAAAAUCUGCGCUUUUUGUAGGAAUAUGUUUUUAUGAUUAUUUUUUUAUUAAUCAUCUAUUCUUCUCCUGGAAUGUUUUCUAAGAAGAUGAACAAAACUGAACAGGCUACAAAACAAUAACAUACUUUAAUUUUCUUAAAUUUUAUCAGAAAUUUCAUUUCUGUACAUAUAUUCAAAACUAAACUUAUCUAAAGAGAAAGAGAAAAAGAGAGGGAGGGUGAGAAAGUCUUAAACGUUAUUUUAUCCUACCGGCUGACAAUGUGUCAAGAUAAAAAUUCUAUAUCCGAUCUUUACUUUUAUUAAACGUAAAAUAAAAAGUUAGUACAAAUUCAUUACAUAAGACAGAUUUCUCAUUGACUUCUGUCCUUAUUCAUAACUUAUUCAUAAUCUUAGUGAUCCUAUUACAGGGUGCUUUUAAGGACACUUUCAAUACUUAAGCACCCACCUUGUAGGCUUCAAGUGAAAUAUUAAUCUGUUAACCGGAGAAAUAGUCGAUCGGUGAAUACGAAUAUAUGACAAAUAUUUGUCAAAAGCACGAAUGAUAAGUAUUUCUAUCACGGAUGAUAAGUAUAACUAAUAUAAUUUUUGUAAUUAGUGAUAUACUUAUUUAUUCUUUUAUGUCCAGAAAAAUAAAAAUUCGUCUUUCACAGUUAACAGGUUAAUAACGUCCUUAUGUUAUUAGCUAUUAAUCAGGUCCAGAUAUCAAACGGUAAUUAAAGUGUAAAAAAAAAAAGAAUAUAUAAAAUAAAUAACUUUUCGCGAAUCAAUCAUUAAAUAAUAAUAAAAGAACA
Molecule: messenger RNA, 4066 nt
Organism: Vespula pensylvanica (western yellowjacket)
Lineage: Eukaryota; Metazoa; Arthropoda; Insecta; Hymenoptera; Vespidae
Product: ATP-binding cassette sub-family G member 1-like
Exons: 11
Coding region: 471-2375 (634 amino acids)
Cellular component (GO): plasma membrane
Molecular function (GO): ATP hydrolysis activity; ATP binding; ABC-type transporter activity
Source: RefSeq, a predicted model, not a curated record